Oppiella nova is the source of this 1216-nucleotide messenger RNA. The record is from the annotation of a GenBank genome assembly. NCBI's taxonomy places the organism in Eukaryota, Metazoa, Arthropoda, Arachnida, Sarcoptiformes, Oppiidae.
GUAAAAGUAAAAUCAAAUCACGAAUUGUAUGCUAUAAUUGUUUAUGAAAUUAUUAUUUAUUAACUAGUUAUUGUUUUAAAACUUGUUUUGAAAAGUUUUUGUUACUAGUGAUUAACAAAAAGAUUUUUUUAUCAUGAAGUUUGCAUUAAUAAAAUUUAAUAAGUAUUUUAUAAUAAUUGCUACUUUUAUACUAUUUGCACUUUCGCCAAUCAAUGGUCAACAGUAUACUCAAUACAGCUGCGACUACAACCGCUACCAACUCUGCCAGUCGGACAUACAGACUAGCAUACAGGUGCUUAGGGACAGCCAGUCCGGUGCCCCAUAUAGUGGUCAAGUAAGCAACUACCGGACAGUGAAUACCGGUGAAAUACAGUCCCGAUGCAACGCCGUUCGCAAUAGUCUGGACUGUCUACUGACGUAUACACCGCUAUGUAUGUCCAAUAGUGGGUCGUUGUAUGGGUCCUACGGGUCGGGUAGUUAUGUGAGCGUCAAUAGCAAUGACUACCAACGGAACUACGCCCGGGAUAUCAUAAUUCGUGGCAGAAAUAUACUGGAGAGCUAUUGCGAAAGGGAUGGUGGAGGUAGUUGGAAACACACGGCCUGUUUCCAGAGGCCAGAGGUGCGGGAGUGUGAGGCCAGGUAUGGGUUUCACUACAACGCCCCCUCAGCCACGGGCUCCACGUGUCGUAAUUACCAGGAGUUCCGCGAUUGUGUCACUCGUAUAGUCCAACAGUCGUGUUAUCCGCACGACUCGCAACAGACGGCCACUUACCUCAUCGACAAGGCCUCGGAGCUGAGCUGGACGUGCGAUGUGAGUCGACCCACGGGGGACAGGUAUGGCGAUAACCAGUGGGGCUAUCAGCGGGGUAAUUAUGAUAGUCGAUACGACUCCGACUACCAGUGCGCCGAGAAGUCCGGCUUUUAUGUACGUAAUUGCGAGGAUAUACUACUCCAGAGGCAACGGGAUGUCAGGGAUAGUAGUCGUGGACUGGUGCAAUACCGUGAAUGUUUGGGUCGGGUGGUGGAGGAUAUAUGCCGUAUGCCAUCCACUACAGCCGUAGACAUAUUGAUGGGUCCCCGGAAGUGGGACGCGUCGGUCACGUGUCGCGAGUAUACUACCCGUCAGUGUUCGCACUCGUAUUCACCCAAAACAUCGUACAUCUCAGUAGUCGUUAGCAUUUUCGCUGCAAUAUUACUCAACUCAAAACGGUUCUAG